Messenger RNA from Osmerus eperlanus (European smelt), 3592 nucleotides. It is a transcript of the gene dnajc5ab, whose product is annotated as DnaJ (Hsp40) homolog, subfamily C, member 5ab. NCBI's taxonomy places the organism in Eukaryota, Metazoa, Chordata, Actinopteri, Osmeriformes, Osmeridae. Gene Ontology annotation, cellular component: membrane; presynapse; intracellular membrane-bounded organelle. Gene Ontology annotation, biological process: regulation of synaptic vesicle cycle. The record is from RefSeq and is a predicted model, not a curated record.
AGGCUGUGAGCGUGCGAGGGAAGGAGUAAGAGAGAGAGAGAGAAAGAGAAAGAGAAGGAGAGCGAGCAGUCAUGGAGCAGCAGAGACAGCGUUCUCUCUCCUCAGGAGAGUCCCUGUACCAGGUGCUGGGGGUGGACAAGAACGCCACGCCCGAAGACAUCAAGAAGUGCUACAGGAAACUGGCUCUGAAGUUCCACCCAGACAAGAACCCCGACAACCCCGAGGCUGCAGACAAGUUCAAGGAGAUCAACAACGCUCACGCCAUCCUGUCUGACUGCACCAAGAGGAACAUCUACGACAAGUACGGCUCCCUGGGGCUCUACGUGGCCGAGCAGUUUGGAGAGGAGAACGUCAACACCUAUUUUGUCUUGUCUUCCUGGUGGGCCAAGGCCUUGUUCGUCUUCUGUGGGGUGGCGACAGGCUGCUACUUCUGCUGCUGCCUGUGCUGCUGCUGUAACUGCUGCUGUGGGAAGUGUAAACCCCGUCCUCCCAUGGAGCAUGAGCCCGAGUUCUACGUGUCCCCAGAGGACCUGGAGGCUCAGAUGACCACAGACGAGAGAGAUGGUGGGGAGCCUAUCAUGAUGCAGCCGUCAUCAGCCACAGAGAACACUCAGUUGACCUCAGACGGCCACCACUCCAGCUACCGGACCGACGCCUACUAGACGCCAACAACACACGUACACACACACACACACACACACACACACACACACGCACACACACUCCUCUCAGCCUCACGGUGACCCUGGCCUAACCCCAACAUAACCCAUGCCAUUCAUACCACUCUGUCCUCCCCAAGAUUCAAACACACACACACUGCACCCUGGCAAGUCUCUCUACCACAGAUAGAGCUAGGUCCUCCUCCUCAACCCCACCUAACCUCUGACCCCAACACUACACCCCCUUAAUACACACCUGUCUUCCCCUUGCCCCCCCCCCCCAACACACACACACAAAACUGUCCUGAGAAGGAUGUGUAUGUAACACUGGAAAAGAGACACAUACAUAGGAGGAAAACGUUGUUUACCACACACACCCCAUCAUUGGGGGCUGUCUGUUCUCCAUGCAUGCGCAUGCGUGCGGACACACACACACCAUAAGUAACAAAUGGCAUUCUUAUACUGCUUGUUUGAAUGAUUUAAAACUGUUUUAGUUGAACUGUAGCCUCAAACCUCUAACCCUGCCAAAAUACUGUAUGGAUCGUGGGUAGGCCUAGUCACAGUCACUGGCUCAUAGACGAUACACACACACACACACACACACACACGUGCGUCACCGCGGAACUCAACACUUACAAGCACUCUGUCUCCUCCCCCCACCACCCCCCCCCCCCUUUUGUCUGGCCACUGUUCUGUUUGUUUUGUUUCUGAACAUUCCUUGUACUGUGGACAAUCAUGGGUGGUUGGAGAGGAUACACCUGUCCCUGCUGUGUAGGCUGGCUAGCUAGGGUGGCUAGGCUGGCUAGGGUGGCUAGGCUGGCUAGGGUGGCUAGGGUGGCUAGGGUUUCUCUGGCUAUGUCUGGAAGUGGCAGACACGCAGCCCUGUACGCUAGGAGGGGGGGGGGGGUUCCUGGUGGUGGUGGGGGGGGGUCUUUGUGGGUACAUGGGCUUGACUGCAUCGGCACAACAGGUGUGUGAGGGGUUAGUGGGUCAGGGUGGGCUGAAGGGGGUUGGUGUUUGUGCUCUGUGUGGGUACAGGGGCUGGUCAGCAUCAGUGUAUGGGUGGUGUGGAGGACAGUAAGGCCCCUUACUGAAGCUGUCUCACCUUUCAACAGCAGAUGUCAUGUGACUGACUGACACCACUUCUGGAUGCAUGUGGAGAGGGGCUUUGGAGCUCCUAAACGAUGGAGUGUAGCUAGCUAGCGUGAUAACGGCACAUGUGUGGUCAGCUGUGAGGAGGUGGGCAUCCCUGCGCUGGGUCACUUUAGUUCUCCAGUCUGGUAGAUUAUUUUUCCGUUCCGGUGAAUACGACAGAACAGCAUUAGACAUGGACACACAGUAUCUUCCACUCCUCUCGUUCUCCUCACCUCCUUUCUCCCUUUGCACUGGUUUGCCCCUCCAAGCCACUUUUGUUUUAUUCUAAACCCAGGCUUGUGCUCCGUUUCAGAUAUGAAGGAUUAUAAACAGAACUAGAAAUAGUCUAUUAGCAAAUCCCCACAGUGUGUGUGUGUGCAUGAGAGUGUGUGUGUGUGUUGUGGGUGGGCCCCUAUAUGUCUUAGUGUUGGUGUUCUGUGUCAGGCUCAAUGCGUUGACCUCUCAAUAUACAGUACAUAUAUCCCACUGGGGGCGUACACACACACAUGCAUAGAGGACAGCUUUUUAGUUUCUGCUUCUGUGUGAGAACCUAAAAUAUGUAAAUGUAUGUUUAGAUUUUACGUUGUAUAUUUGAGUUGUACAACCGAAAAGGUUUGUUUAGUUCUAUUUUUGUUUAGUAGAUGAUUGUUUUUGUUUUCUUAUUUAUGUUUGUUGACGAUGAGGGAGGAUUUCGUUGAUAUCCAGUCAUGAUUUUAUGUCAGUAAUUUCAGCACUGUAGUCAGUGAUAAUCACAACUAAGCAUGGUAACAGGCAACAACAAUCAAACAAGGAUGUAGCCAGCUACAACACGUAAUUGUCACUACAGUAACCCACUCCUAUGAACUCUUAUGACAGUACAGUAGCCCACUCCUAUGAACUCUUAUGACAGUACAGUAACCCACUCCUAUGAACUCUUAUGACAGUACAGUAGCCCACUCCUAUGAACUCUUAUGACAGUACAGUAACCCACUCCUAUGAACUCUUAUGACAGUACAGUAGCCCAUUAACAACCCCCUUCAAUUGACAAUCUGAGAGUAGGACUUGGGUUAGCAGUGAGUGUCUAUGAUCUGUAGCUCUACAUCCGUUUGAUUGUUGUGACUUUUAUCACUAAUUAUCACUCUUUUUUUAAUUCUUAUUGUCAAUUUAACACUUUGUUCACUGUUGCAACUGUAACUCUACAUUGUAAGAAAAUGAUAUAAGAUUUUAAAACUUGUCGUCUUUUCUUCAAGUAACUUUGGAAAGAAAACUAACCAAUCACGUCGUCCGUAUUAACUGGUUAAAACAUGCUUUUAUCUAAACCCUGCCCACUCUAUUUUUCUAUGGUUAGAUUGGUUCCAUAUGUUUAAGGCCAUUGAUAUGCCAAUCCUAUAUGUUACUUCCCCUGUGUCUCCCUGUGUAUGAGUGAAUGCAAUGUUUAAACAGAACCAUACUGGAUCAAGAAAAAAAAAAAAAAAAAAUUUGAGAACACUUAUCAAAACAACAAAAUAUAUUAGUGCACAAGUGCAAAACAACAUAAAAAUAAGAUGAAGCAUUAUUUUAUUUAUUUUAUUUUUGUUAUCUUUUUAAUGAAUGACUAUAGAUGGUUAUAAAUAGUAUGUACCGGUAACUAGAUGUGACCAUUGAGAGGCGAUGAAGAGCUCUGCUGUGGGUUUGAAGGGGUAGUAGCUAGUAGAUGGGUGGAAAGCUAGUGUUGCUGUUUUAGCAUGGAUCUGUCCACAGUGUGUCUGGUGGAGAACCGACAUGGGUCAUUUAUCUAAUGUGCUGUUGUAAAAUAAAUGUUUCUGAUGCUUAGCCCUGUC